GGGGCAAGCAGACAUCAGGGGAUCUCCAGAGACCUGGAUUUCCUCUUUCAGGAACCCGGGACCCCAUCCGGACCAAAGGAACUACCAGAGUUUGGGACCCCUGCCUCCUCCAGUCCUGCUUGCUGGAGAUCUAGGAAAUUAUAUUCUAAGUAUCGGGGCCAGUCUGAGGGAGAAGCCGAGCUCCGCCAUCUCCCAUCCCCACACCCGCUCCUUAGCACCUGCCUAGUUCAGCAUGACAGACUACCAGGAAAAAUAGGGACGCUGAAGGGGGCGGGGGGUCCAGACCUCAGCUCUGGUCGCUGUCCCUAGUGCUGAAGGCGGGGGCGGCGGGGCGGGGCCGAGACUCAGAGUGACUGAGGCGGCAAAGCAGGGGCAGGACCACCACCCAGGUGACUCCCAGAGAAGGAACAGAGGGUGGGGGUGGGGCCAUUUCACAGUCUCCGUCAGGGUGUACCUCUACAUCAAGGUCGCUAGGGGAAGACAGCAGCCCUGUCCUUGGGGGAAAUGAAGGACAGCUCUUGGAUGAGGCAGGGAUGUGUGCAAAGCACCUAACCUGGGGAACUAAAGAAGCAGAGAGGAAGAGGUGUGAAUCUGGAGCCUCGAAAUACAGUUGUAGACCCAGACAUUAUCUUGAAUCCACAUAUAUACACACUCCCUCUAUGUCUCUCUUCCUCCCAUUGUUCCUUUCACUCCUGUCUUUGCUGCCUCGUUCCCACCCAGCCAGUGCGCCUUUUCUAGUCUCCUGUGGAUCUCACUCUCUUCCCUCAGUUCACUCGCAGACGGAUCCCCAGAAGCCUGGUAUCCCUCUGAUUGUGCUUCUCCAUUCUCUAUACUACAUCACCCGCCAGGCUUGUGACCCACCUGUGAGUCAGGCUGUGAAGAUGCUUUCAUGGCUAGGCGAACCCUCUUUCCCUCCCCUCUCUUAGUGUCUCACAAUACAGGAUUCCUCCUCAGCAGCCGAGGAGAGAAAAGAAGAAUGGCCGAGGGUUUUUGUUUAUUGAAAACAUACAGUCUAAGGGGCUUCCCAGAGGCCCGGACUUGAGGAAGUUUCUUUCAGGGCUGAAAAUUGAUUUUGCAGUCCGAGUCAGAAGGGGCUAGCUCCUGAGUUGACACUGGGAUUAGGUGUGUCCUAGAAUUAAAACCACCAUAGGUAACUGAGUCCCUGAGAUUUUCCUGUGCCAUUCUCUGAAUGAGGGCUUCACACAGUUCCCUCUUGACCUCUUCUUUCCACGGUGUCUGCCACAGCAAUGUCACUCACCCCUGCCCAUGCCUCUGCCUGUGCUCAGCCAGAGUCCCAGUGGACACAGGGAGGCCAGAGGAGGAAAGGUUUUACUGGGACCUGAUCAUGCUGCUGCUGAUGGUGGGGAACCUCAUCGUCCUGCCUGUGGGCAUCACCUUCUUCAAGGAGGAGAACUCCCCGCCUUGGAUCGUCUUCAACGUAUUGUCUGAUACUUUCUUCCUACUGGAUCUGGUGCUCAACUUCCGAACGGGCAUCGUGGUGGAGGAGGGUGCUGAGAUCCUGCUGGCACCGCGGGCCAUCCGCACGCGCUACCUGCGCACCUGGUUCCUGGUUGACCUCAUCUCUUCUAUCCCUGUGGAUUACAUCUUCCUAGUGGUGGAGCUGGAGCCACGGUUGGACGCUGAGGUCUACAAAACGGCACGGGCCCUACGCAUCGUUCGCUUCACCAAGAUCCUAAGCCUGCUGAGGCUGCUCCGCCUCUCCCGCCUCAUCCGCUACAUACACCAGUGGGAGGAGAUCUUUCACAUGACCUAUGACCUGGCCAGUGCUGUGGUUCGCAUCUUCAACCUCAUUGGGAUGAUGCUGCUGCUAUGUCACUGGGAUGGCUGUCUGCAGUUCCUGGUGCCCAUGCUGCAGGACUUCCCUCCCGACUGCUGGGUCUCCAUCAACCACAUGGUGAACCACUCGUGGGGCCGCCAGUAUUCCCAUGCCCUGUUCAAGGCCAUGAGCCACAUGCUGUGCAUUGGCUAUGGGCAGCAGGCACCUGUAGGCAUGCCCGACGUCUGGCUCACCAUGCUCAGCAUGAUCGUAGGUGCCACAUGCUACGCCAUGUUCAUCGGCCAUGCCACGGCACUCAUCCAGUCCCUGGACUCUUCCCGGCGUCAGUACCAGGAGAAGUACAAGCAGGUGGAGCAGUACAUGUCCUUCCACAAGCUGCCAGCAGACACGCGGCAGCGCAUCCACGAGUACUAUGAGCACCGCUACCAGGGCAAGAUGUUCGAUGAGGAAAGCAUCCUGGGCGAGCUGAGCGAGCCGCUUCGCGAGGAGAUCAUUAACUUCACCUGUCGGGGCCUGGUGGCCCACAUGCCGCUGUUUGCCCAUGCCGACCCCAGCUUCGUCACUGCAGUUCUCACCAAGCUGCGCUUUGAGGUCUUCCAGCCGGGGGAUCUCGUGGUGCGUGAGGGCUCCGUGGGGAGGAAGAUGUACUUCAUCCAGCAUGGGCUGCUCAGUGUGCUGGCCCGCGGCGCCCGGGACACACGCCUCACCGAUGGAUCCUACUUUGGGGAGAUCUGCCUGCUAACUAGGGGCCGGCGCACAGCCAGUGUUCGGGCUGACACCUACUGCCGCCUUUACUCACUCAGCGUGGACCAUUUCAAUGCUGUGCUUGAGGAGUUCCCCAUGAUGCGCCGGGCCUUUGAGACUGUGGCCAUGGAUCGGCUGCUCCGCAUCGGCAAGAAGAAUUCCAUACUGCAGCGGAAGCGCUCCGAGCCAAGUCCAGGCAGCAGUGGUGGCAUCAUGGAGCAGCACUUGGUGCAACAUGACAGAGACAUGGCUCGGGGUGUUCGGGGUCGGGCCCCGAGCACAGGAGCUCAGCUUAGUGGAAAGCCAGUACUGUGGGAGCCACUGGUACAUGCGCCCCUUCAGGCAGCUGCUGUGACCUCCAAUGUGGCCAUUGCCCUGACUCAUCAGCGGGGCCCUCUGCCCCUCUCCCCUGACUCUCCAGCCACCCUCCUUGCUCGCUCUGCUUGGCGCUCAGCAGGCUCUCCAGCUUCCCCGCUGGUGCCCGUCCGAGCUGGCCCAUGGGCAUCCACCUCCCGCCUGCCCGCCCCACCUGCCCGAACCCUGCACGCCAGCCUAUCCCGGGCAGGGCGCUCCCAGGUCUCCCUGCUGGGUCCCCCUCCAGGAGGAGGUGGACGGCGGCUAGGACCUCGGGGCCGCCCACUCUCAGCCUCCCAACCCUCUCUGCCUCAGCGGGCAACAGGCGAUGGCUCUCCUGGGCGUAAGGGAUCAGGAAGUGAGCGGCUGCCUCCCUCAGGGCUCCUGGCCAAACCUCCAAGGACAGCCCAGCCCCCCAGGCCACCAGUGCCUGAGCCAGCCACACCCCGGGGUCUCCAGCUUUCUGCCAACAUGUAAAACCUUUGAGUACAUCCAGCCUUAGUUCUUGGGGUGCAGUAGUAUGUACCCAAGGGCAGAUGCCUCUUGGGGAAGGCCAUGGGGACCUGAAACAUUGCCCCAUGGAAAUGUCGACCCUGUGCGGACAUUCCGCAUACUGCCAUGAAGACGGUCUCUGUGUCCUCAGCUCAAGAAUCCUGUAGCUUGUCCCAUCAUAAUCCAUUCACCCGUUCAUCAUGUGUACUGAGCAGCUACCAUGUUCAAGGUAAUAUGCCAGGCGCUGUAUGUCUCCACUGCCAAGUAGAAGUGACUCAAAACCCUCUGACAAGGAUAUUCCCUUGGCUAUGGUCCUGCCAGGUGCAGGCCCAGGCCCAUGACCCCACCUUUACUAAGCACAAGUACUUGCCACUGCCAUCACUGCCAAGUAACUAGAUGUCUCUGUUUCCCUGCCAAUGAUCCUGCAGGUUCUGCCCGGUCUGGUUAUCUUCCUGUUCCUGUAGCAUAGCCAGGCACUGCCAGUCACCUGUGCCCCCAUUGCUGUCAGCAGAUGUCUUGGGUCCUGAGUGUGGGUAUCCACUUUUACCCGCUCACUGCCACCUGUGGACACUCUGUGUCUACCCUCUGAGUGGGAACAUACUUCUAAGUUCCCUGCAGUCUCUGUCCUGUGGUAGACCAUCUUUUUGUAAACUGCGAGCUUCCUCUUCCCUGUACCCUCUGCCCCAGUCGUGACCCCCUAAAAGUUAAGGGGUAGUUGGCACCUCCUUAUUAAUAUGCCAGCCUAGAUCCCCCCCGGUGGAGGGGCAAAUGGCUGAAUCCUUGUGUGAUAUUUUUUUCUUCGCUUGUUUAUUUAUUCAUUUAUUUAAUUGUAUUUAUUCAUUUACUAACUUUAUGUGUUACCAAUUAAUUUUGUUUACCCAUUCCUUUAUCCAUCCCUCCCCUCCUUUUCAGGUAAGGAGACAGGAGGAGUAGGAGGAGGCAGGGCCUCUCCAUGCCAGCCUCUGUGGUCCUUGCCCAAACCCAUCAGCGCAAUACUUGAACCUUCUCCCAGGUAGGGGCAGGAGGAGCCACAUGAGAGAGGGAGAAGGACCGCGUUUACCUUUAGAGUUUUGUUUUGUUUUUUCCUUCUGAGUUUGCUGUUGGUGCAGGAAUAAGGGAAAGGCCCAAGGUAUCCAAGCCUGGGGAAGGGCAGGCCAGCCAGCACCUCUGCCUUCUCAGGGACAAGAGUAGUCCUUUACCACCCUCACUCUGCCUGUCCCCUCUCCUACUCUACAGCAUUAAAGACUGUGGGACCAGGACCCUAAGUCUCCUUUCCUUCUGGGUGGGGAGUUCUGGGGUUCUUGGUGUGUGGGAGAAGUUUUAUAAUUGCUUCCAAACAGCUGGGUUUAAAUAUAAAAUAGACACACUCA
This is a messenger RNA of Homo sapiens (human), 4758 nucleotides long. It is a transcript of the gene HCN3, whose product is annotated as hyperpolarization activated cyclic nucleotide gated potassium channel 3. The transcript has 8 exons. Gene Ontology annotation, biological process: potassium ion transmembrane transport; potassium ion transport; monoatomic ion transport. Lineage: Eukaryota; Metazoa; Chordata; Mammalia; Primates; Hominidae. The record is from RefSeq and is a predicted model, not a curated record. Bases 1190 to 3373 code for a protein of 727 amino acids. Gene Ontology annotation, molecular function: monoatomic ion channel activity; voltage-gated potassium channel activity. Gene Ontology annotation, cellular component: HCN channel complex; plasma membrane; membrane.